AUGUCGUCGCGAAAGCCCGCUGAUGUGGCGUCAAAGGAGCGCAAUGAAUAUAUUCCAUCUUUCAUCUCAAAAAAACCGUUCUAUAUAGAUGACGAUUCCACAAACGAUUACCUAGAGCAUCAACGUCUACAGAAACAGACCACAGAGCAGUCGAAAUGGUAUGAGCGCGGAAAGCGUGCCGGUCCAGCUGCGACAAAGUAUCGGAAAGGCGCGUGUGAGAACUGUGGCGCGAUGACUCACAAAACAAAGGAAUGCCUUAGUCGGCCUCGGAAGCAGGGUGCGAAGUGGACUGGCAAAGAUAUUCAGGCCGACGAGGUGGUGCAGAACAUUGAUAUGGGAUGGGAUGCCAAAAGAGAUCGAUGGAACGGAUACGAUGCCAGCGAAUAUCGCCAAGUGGUAGAAGAGUACGAAGAGCUAGAAAAGCUCAAACGAGUAACCGGACAAAAAAAGAUUACAGAUGGUGAAGAUGAGGAAGGAGGUGCGGAAGAAGAGGCACGGUAUGCGGAAGAAUCUGAUAUGGGAAGACAGCAAAGCACGGCUACUCGCAAUCUACGUAUUCGAGAAGACACUGCGAAAUAUUUGCUAAACCUCGAUCUUGACUCGGCCAAGUAUGAUCCCAAGACACGACGGAUGGUGGAUAUGGGCGCUCAAGAAGAUCAAGCUGCAGCACUUGUUGCUGAGGAAAAUUUCGUUCGCGCUUCUGGCGAUGCGGCCGAGUUUGAGAAAGCUCAAAAAUAUGCUUGGGAAGCUCAGGAAAGCGGACAGAAGAUUCAUUUGCAAGCAAAUCCAACGUCUGGAGAAAUCUUACGGAAGAAAGAACAGGCAGAUACUGAAGCUAAACGUCAGGCCCAGCGUAAAGCGCUUCUGGAGAAAUAUGGCGAUGAGCAACCUGAAGCUGAAACCGAAGAUGCAGCAGGACAUUUGAACCAAGAGCAGGACAUUGACGAUAGGAGAGCAGAUGAUUCCGGCACCAAGUCAAAAAAGAGGACGUUGAUGGAGGUGCAAUCUGGUAUUACCGAGGAGGAGUUGGAGUCGUAUAAAAAAACCCGUCUCGCCGCAGAUGAUCCUAUGGCUAAGUUCAUAGGGAACGACAUCCUUGAACAGUAA
Molecule: messenger RNA, 1107 nt
Organism: Aspergillus oryzae RIB40
Lineage: Eukaryota; Fungi; Ascomycota; Eurotiomycetes; Eurotiales; Aspergillaceae
Gene: slu7
Product: mRNA splicing protein SLU7
Exons: 2
Coding region: 1-1107 (368 amino acids)
Biological process (GO): mRNA splicing, via spliceosome
Cellular component (GO): spliceosomal complex
Molecular function (GO): pre-mRNA 3'-splice site binding
Source: RefSeq, a predicted model, not a curated record